UGGAUGGUGUGCCCUGAAUCGUGGCUCUGCGGGGCUGCAGCUGGAUAUAUCUCGCCACAUGAGAGAGCCUUAAAAGUUAUAAGUUAUCAAAAGAAUUAAAGUGAUCGGGUUUAAAGCAAAAAACCAAGGAAAUGAACACGUUUACAAUAAAAUCAGCUGAAGUAGUAGCUUAGUAGUCACAACACGAUUUACUAUUUUAAUCUAGUAAACGCCCUUAAAUCCAUUUGCAAUAAAAUUGCUAAAACCUUGACAACGCGAGGGUAGGAUAAAAUAUCAGGACACCGGAAACAUCUGAAACGUAUUAAUCUUAAAUGCGGAAGGAGAUAUGCCACAAGUAACAGUUACGUUCUGUUUUCUCUUUUUAUAAGUUACAUAAAGAGAGUACAAUAUGAGUGACGAAAAUGCCAUAAAAACCAGACUGCUUCAGCAGGAGUGCCACUUUACGUGGUCUUUAAGAGAAGAAGACUUUUCUGUCACUGAUUUACUGAAUCGUCUGGAUGAACAGAUUCAAUUAGAAAAUGGUGAGGCAAGAGUGACACGAGCUUACAACAGUUUAGGUUUUGUUCAUUAUAUUUAUGACAACCUGCAGGAAGCGCUCAAGAAUCUGCAGAUAUCUGUGCAGAUCGCAAAGGAGUACUACAAAGAAAAAAGUGAUUCAUAUCUUAUUGUUACCUAUGGAAACCUUGCUUGGUUACACUAUUACAUGAAAGAAUUCUCCACAUGUGAAGACUACUUGAGAUUAUUAGAGAGGAUUCACGAAACAUCUUCUGAAGAUCUCACCUAUAGCAUUUCUCUAGAGGUGCUCCGAGAAAAGGGUUGGGCGUUUCUCAAAUUCUGUCGAAAAUACUACAAUGGUGCAAAGGAGUGCUUUAGACAAGCUCUUGAAAGAAACCCACAUGAUAGUGAUUUAAACGCAGGUUAUGCUAUUGCAUUGUAUCGCACAACUGAGACACCUGACUCUCUGUUAAUUAAACAACUACAAAGAGCUAUAAAGCUUAAUCCAGAUGAUGCCGUUUUACUUGUGCUGCUCGCCCUGAGAAUGCUCCACAUCACAGACGAUGAAAAAGCAUCUCAAACUCAAGUGGAGUUGGUGAUUUCUGCCUUGUUAAAGUCUCGUGAAAACCCUCAUGUUUUGAGAUACGCUGCACAGUUUUUCCGCCAAUUGGGAACUGUGGAUGUCGCCAUUCGUCUUCUUGAAGAAGCAUUGAAGAAUACACCAAAUUCAGCCUUUUUACACCAUCAACUGGCUAGGUGUUAUAUCAAUAAACAUCAAACACUGAAAAAGAAAAAAGCUGAGUGUGAUGAAAAGUAUCUGAACAGAUGUAUCUAUCAUCUGGAAAGGGCAAUCACAUUGAAGCCUUCAUUCAUCGUUGCUUUGGCAGAUUUGGCUCUGCAGUAUGGACGAAAAAGUAGUGUCCCAAAAGCUGAGAAAAAGUUUGAAGAAGCUUUUAAAUUGGCCAAUAUUCAAAAGGAGCAUCUGCACAGAGUUUAUUGUUUAUUUGGCCAAUACCAGCUCAUCUGCCAUCACUCACAGGAAAAAGCCAUUUACAAUUUCAUGCAGGGUCUGAGGCUUCAGCCCGAAUCAUCAGAGGGCGAGUUGUGUGAGAGUUACCUGAGAAAGAUUGCUGAAGAUCGUAUCAAAAACACCCAAAACCCACGUGACAGCAAGGCGAGUGGAAUAUAUGGAUUCAUUCAUGAAGUAAAAGGAGAAAACCAACAAGCUGCUAAAUACUAUGAGAGAGCUCUGAAGCAUGGACCUGCUGAUUGUAAAAGCAUUUUGCUCACAGAGAUGAGGAUUUGGCUCCUGAGUUUCAACGAAGCAGGAAAAUCCAUUUUAAAUCUCAUAUUUGAUGGAGGGCGUUAUGACGAAGGACUAAGUGUUAGUGGUAAGCUGAAGAGUGUCAAAGGCACAGUAGCCAAGAAAAAUGUAAACCUGUUUGAGAUUGACAUCUGCAAUGUCAAGAGAAUCCUUAGAUGGGAAAGAAUGGCUCUCAAUCCUGGACCUCAUGCAGUUAUACUUGAGCAUGGGCAAUUCACAGAGGAAACUGAAAAGAUCCUUAAGGAUUUAGAGUUUCUUGGAGAGGAAUUCUGGAAUCGUGUUAUAGUCGUAUUCACAGAGGGAGACUGUAGUAUGAGUGAAUAUCAUGGAGAUCAAGGAAGAGUAUUAGAGUGGCUUCUAGAAAAAUGUGGAAGGAGAUACAUCAUCACUGGCAAAGAGUCAGAAAGCCUUCAAAAAGAGCUUUCAAAGAAGAUUAUGGAGAUGAAUUGGAUGAAUAAGUCAAUGCACCUGCUAUUACCACAGAUGUCAGAUGGAGAUUCUCAAUGUCUCUCAGAAGACUUAAUAGGGAUGGAGAUCAAAGAUGAUGAUUUGGUCACUCCCGAGAUAAUCGUUCAGGAAGGACAAACUGUAUACAGGAUAUCAUGCAGGAAUGCAGGUUGGUUCCAAUGUAAGUUUACGAGGCUUGGAUUCAACAUGAAAGGAGAAGGGGAGUUGCUGUACAGUACUGUUCUUCCAGAAAGUGGCACUCCAAUUCCCACUAACUGUUACCCAGCAGGUCCUCUGUAUGACAUCAAAUGUGUUCAAGGUGAACUUUCCCAACUCAGACUGCCUCACUGCGAAACCUUCAUUGAGGAUGCCAUCUAUUCAAUGUCAGUUAUACAUUAUUCUGGUGACAGUGUUGAGGUUCUCAAACCCCAAAAUAUCACAAGCACGCAUGUGACUGUAAGCAUCCCUGGAACGUCAAGAUUCAGGAUCACAAAGAUAAUUAACUGGUUUAAGGAAAAGAUCAUGGGACAAGUGAUAGUAUUGUACCGUCAACCAGCACACAGACUGCAUGCAUUUCUACAGCCUUGUAAUGUGGACCCCAGAAAAGUGGCUGAUGGUUUUCCAAAUUAUAAAUUAAUCCAAACAAUUUCUGAAUGUGAUCUUAAAUAUAACUGCACAUACAGCAUGACAUGUGAUUCACUAGAGGAACAUGGAGCAACCGUAGCUCCAAAAAUAAAGAUACAACCUCCGAAAAAAAAAUUCCGGUGCUCUUUUAAAGAAAGACCUCAUUACUAUCCAACAUUUGAAUUGUUUCUGCCAAAUGAUGUGAUGAAAGUGAAGUUAUCAUUAAAAAAUGAACAUUUUGAUCCAGCAAGAGUUGUGUGGAAUUGUGAAAUACAUCUCGAAGAAUAUGCAACAAACAAAUUAGUCAGUUCAUCAACAAAUGAGCAGUAUAAAUCCUUUCUGAAAGUCCAAAAAAACAGCUCAUCCAAAGGGUGCUAAAUGUUGAUGCUAUUUUGGAUGGUCUAACCGAUGUUGUAGAGCAAGAACAACUGAAGAAAAUCAGAGCAAAGACAAUAAGUCAGGAAAAAAUGAGGGGACUCUAUGACAUUUUAGAAGUACGAGGGUCAAAAUU
Molecule: messenger RNA, 3401 nt
Organism: Misgurnus anguillicaudatus (oriental weatherfish)
Lineage: Eukaryota; Metazoa; Chordata; Actinopteri; Cypriniformes; Cobitidae
Source: RefSeq, a predicted model, not a curated record